Molecule: messenger RNA, 770 nt
Organism: Pogona vitticeps (central bearded dragon)
Lineage: Eukaryota; Metazoa; Chordata; Lepidosauria; Squamata; Agamidae
Source: RefSeq, a predicted model, not a curated record
CCCAAAUCAACCUCAAGAUGACAGUCAUUUCCCUUAUGAAGUAUCUGAUGUUUGUGUUCAACGGGCUGGUGUUUAUUGGGGGCAUCUGCCUCCUGUCCGUAGGAAUCUGGGUGAUAACUGACCCAGAUGGAGUUCAGAAUAUCGUCUCCAAUCCUUACCUCAAUGCAGUAGCUUUCCUUGUUGUCUUUUUGGGUGUUGCACUCUCAUUCCUGGGCUUCUUGGGCUGCUAUGGAGCCAUCUCUCAAAACAGAGAAAUGUUGUUGUUUUUUUUUCUCUUGGUGCUGCUGGCCUUUAUACUGGAGAUUGUAGCUGCUGUGCUCAUUCACAUCCAUGGACAAAAGAUCCGAGAUGACUUUUUCUUGAUGCAGCUGAAACAGAAUUACCAAGGAGACAAUAGCUCUGAUGUAUUCUCUAGAACUUGGAACACCUUCAUGAUCAUGUUUGCCUGUUGUGGCAUUUCAGGACCUGAUGAUUUUAAGGAGUGCUCCUACUUCCGGGAAAAGCAGCCAGAUGACUUUUGGCCUCAUGCCUGCUGCACUCAAAUCAGUUCUGAAAAGAGAGCUCCAGUUCUGGACUUGAGGCUCUGUAAACAACAAGAUCCAAAGUUUCUCAAUAGUCAGGGCUGUUUCUCCACAAUUGCCAGGAUAUUGCAGAAAUAUGUUUCCAUUACAGAGGCCUGUUGUUUAGGAGUAAUAGCCAUUGAGAUAUUUGCCAUGUUCUUUGCAUGUUGCCUCUAUAGAUACUUUGACUGAAAGAAAUGGAUGGCCCUG